Cuscuta epithymum is the source of this 1515-nucleotide messenger RNA. The record is from the annotation of a GenBank genome assembly. NCBI's taxonomy places the organism in Eukaryota, Viridiplantae, Streptophyta, Magnoliopsida, Solanales, Convolvulaceae.
AUUAACUCUAACUAUGCCAUUUGAAAUUGGGGCCUAUAUAAGGAAAUGAUCAAACUCCCAUAACUCUCAUCUUCGAACCACUCUAAUUUGUCCAAGAGUUUCCCGCUGAUAAUAAAAGUAUAAAUUGAAAGAACACAGUAUAUAUAUGGGUUCGACGGGGAACGAAAGCCAGCUGAGGAGCCGAGCCGAGUGGGACGGCGGCGAGGAAGACGACAGCUUAUUCGCGUUGCAGCUAGCAACCGCUGCAGUGCUUCCCAUGGCGCUGAAGGCAGCGGUGGAGCUGGACCUGCUGGAGCUGAUGGCUAAAGCCGGGCCGGGAGCAGCCGUCUCCCCUUCCGAGCUGGCGGCUCAACUCCCCACAACUAACCCGGACGCGGCCGUCAUGCUGGACCGGAUUCUCCGGCUGCUCUGCUCCCACUCUGUCUUGAAUUGCUCUCUCCGGACCCUCGCCGACGGCAGGGCGGAGCGGCUCUACAGCCUGGCCCCGGUAUGCAGGUAUUUGACGAAGAACCCUGACGGCGCUUCCAUGGCGCCACUCUUGCUCAUGAAUCAUGACAAAGUCUUCAUGGAAAGCUGGUAUUACUUGAAAGAAGCAAUACUUGAGGGUGGGAUACCAUUCAACAAAGCGUAUGGGAUGAGUCCAUUUGAAUAUCCCAAAACAGACACAAGGCUCAACAAGAUCUUCAAUCAUGCAAUGUCAGAUCACUCUACCCUUACUAUGAAAAAAAUUCUAGAAGGUUACAAGGGAUUCGAAGGGCUCAAAUCAUUGGUGGAUGUAGGUGGCGGGACCGGCGCCACUCUUAACAUGAUUCUCUCUAAACAUCCGAAUAUUAAGGGCAUUAACUUUGAUUUGCCUCACGUUAUUAAUGAUGCACUUCCUUAUCAUGGAAUUGAGCAUAUCAGUGGAGACAUGUUUGUGAGAGUGCCCCAAGGCGAUGCCAUUUUUAUGAAGUGGAUAUGUCAUGAUUGGAGUGAUGAUCAUUGUCUAAAGUUCUUGAAGAAUUGCUUUGAAGCACUUCCGGAUGAUGGGAAAAUGAUCAUUGCAGAUUACAUUCUACCAGAACAAUCAGACACAUUCCACGCAGAAAAAGGUGUGAUCCAUAUUGAUAUUCUCAUGUUAGCAUAUUGUGUCGGCGGGAAAGAGAGGACUGAGAAAGAAUUUGAGGUCCUCACUAAGAGUGCCGGUUUCAAAGAGUUUCGCAAGGCUUACUUUGCUCUUAACACUUGGGUCAUGGAACUCUACAAAUGAAUGGAUCAGACCAUUUUGGACUUUCUAAUUUAGUUGUUCUCUUCCCACUUUGAUUUUUAGAGUAAAUAAAAUUGUUGUGGGAAUAACAACGGAACAAUAAGGGGAUGAGCACAACCAGUGACAAUGUAUAAUGUGAUAAUUCUAUUGUUGUGUUUGUUUCAAAUAAUGUAUACCUUGUUUCAGUUGUUUGUGAAAGACAUGUGUGCGCCUACAUUUUUUCAUUAAAACUGAUCAAAAUGAGGACAAAUUGUUAGUGGAAAUUCUGC